UGCUGCUUCCUUCCACCCCUUAUGAUCUCCCUCUUUUUGUUUUUCUUCAUUUUCUUGCAUUUUUCUUCAAAACUUUCAAAACCCCAACACUCCAACUUCAAGUCUUUGUUGACAUCACGUGGGAAAUCACCUCCUAAUCUCAUUUCAUCCUUCAAAUUCUUCAAUUUGAGUCAGUUUAGUGAGAGAAAAUGAAGCUAGAGAAAGAAAGCUCCAUAAAAAUAAAAAAUGGAAUGAUGGAAAUGGGUCUCCAAUCCAUUUUUAAAUAUGGAAUCAAGUGUUUGGAAGCUUUGAUUUGUACGGUGAUGCAUGGUAGAGGUGCAAGGGAAGAAAUAUCGAACGUGGAUUCUAAUAAAUUUAACAUAAACAUUAAUGAAGUCGACAACUUACAUAAACAAGUUGAUGUUCAUUGUUUAGAAGAUCUUGUUUUUGCGUAGUGCUGGUCUUGAAGCUCCUUCAGUUUUUGUGGUUAAAUUAUCGAGGGAACUUAAGAGAAACCGGGUAUUUCAAUUAUUACGAGAAGGGAAUGAUCAUUUGGUUCGAAGAUGAUGGAGGUCAACGCUGGAUAUUCCCGUUCGAAUGAGAAACAACUGCCAGAGUGUC
This is a messenger RNA of Gossypium raimondii (Peruvian cotton), 600 nucleotides long. RefSeq lists its product as uncharacterized. The transcript is spliced from 4 exons. Lineage: Eukaryota; Viridiplantae; Streptophyta; Magnoliopsida; Malvales; Malvaceae. The record is from RefSeq and is a predicted model, not a curated record. The coding region runs from base 189 to 434 and encodes 81 amino acids.